Passer domesticus (house sparrow) is the source of this 2991-nucleotide messenger RNA. RefSeq names its product E3 ubiquitin-protein ligase TRIM7-like. NCBI's taxonomy places the organism in Eukaryota, Metazoa, Chordata, Aves, Passeriformes, Passeridae. Gene Ontology annotation, molecular function: protein binding; ubiquitin protein ligase activity; zinc ion binding. Gene Ontology annotation, cellular component: cytoplasm. The record is from RefSeq and is a predicted model, not a curated record. The transcript has 7 exons. Bases 38 to 1453 code for a protein of 471 amino acids. Gene Ontology annotation, biological process: protein ubiquitination.
GCCCGGCCCCUUCCGUCCGGUCCCGUCGGUGGCGGCCAUGGCUGACGAGGUGCUGGCUCUGCGCGAGCAGCUGGUGGCCGAGGCCACCUGCCCCUUGUGCCUGGAUUUGUUCGAGCAGCCCGUGCUCACGGCGUGCGGGCACAGCUUCUGCGGGCAGUGCCUGGCGGGCGUGCUGGGGAACCCGCCGCGCUGCGCCGCCUGCCCGCAGUGCCGCGCCCCGGUGGAGCCGGGCUCGCUGCGCCCCAUCCGCCCCCUGGGUAACGUGGCCGGGCUGGCCCGGUGCCUGGAGGAGGUGGCGGCGCGGCCGCGGUGUGCCCAGCACGGCAAGCCCCUGGCGCUGUUCUGCGAGCCCUGCGCCGCGCUGCUCUGCGCGCUCUGCCGGGACGGGCCCGAGCACCGGCGGCACCGGGUCCGCCCCGCCGAAGAGGCCGCCCGGGAGCUGCGGGAGACACUCCAGGGCAACUUGCUUUCUCUACAAGAACAGAAGGAAAAAUGGAAGCACCUAGGAGACCAGAAAAGUGAAGACCUGCAGAUGAAGGUGAUGUGGGAGCUGCAGCGUGUGCCCGAGACCUUUGAGGAGCUGCAGCGGUGCAUGGAGGAGCAGAAGAAGAUGCUGCUGGCCCAGCUGGAGCAGAAGUUCCAGGAGCUGGUCAAUAAGAGCGAGGAAUACACGUCCAGGGUUUUGGAGAGGCAGUCGCUGCUGGACACGGUGAUUGCACAGAUCCAGGAGAAGCGGGACCAGCCGGCGGUCCAGUUCCUCACGGAUGUUGGCACAGUCCUGAGCAGCUGUGAGGCAGCCAAGGCCCCGAUCCCAGAGCCGGUUUCCCCAGAGCUGCAGAGGAGCAUUGAGAGCCUCUCUGAGAAGAGCCAGUGGCUUGUGGACAUGGUGGAUAAAUUGAGAGUGAGCCUGCGGAGAGAGAUAGACUGGGGCAUAAGGGAGCAGGUGAGGUUGGACCCAGAGACGGCGAAUCCUUGCCUGAUCCUUUCAGACGACUGCAAAACGGUCCGGUACAGCGCUGGAAAAAAAUACCUCCCUGACACCCCCAAGAGGUUCACGGCCAGCCUCAGUAUCCUGGGCUCCCAGGGGUUCACGUCUGGGAGGCAUUACUGGGAGGUGGAGGUCGGGGAAGAGGGCUGCUGGGCCCUGGGGGUGGCCAUGGAGUCCGUGCCGAGGAAGGAGUCUCUCGACCUGCACAGAUUUGAGAAUGUCUGGGCCCUGCAGUUGGACUGGAGGGGCCAGUACAGAGCAGUCUGCAUGAGCCCUUACCCGCUGGCACUCAAGGAAAAACUCCAGAGAAUCAGGGUCUGCCUGGACUACGAAGCGGGCCAAGUGACCUUCUACAACACAGAGGACAUGUUCCAGAUCUUGCAGUUGGACGCCACUUUCACUGAGGAAGUCUUCCCAUAUUUUUGGGUCUUUUCAGAAAAAACCCAGAUCCGGGUGUGUGACUGACAGGGUGGGAUGGCUGCCGGGCCCCUGCCCGUGCCCUUGGCUGGCUGAGCAGGGAGGAGCUGUGCCAAUGACACGGCAUCACACUGCAGCCCCACUGCAGCUCUGCCUGGGCUGGAUCCUCUCUGCAAUUUUCUGCAUCUCCUCCUUCUAAAUCCUUUGGAACAUUAAAGAAGUGCUGUCCUGCCCGGGGGUGUCAGCGUGGUGCUGUCCUGGCUGGAUGCCGUGGUGAUGGUGUCCUACCCCUCCCUGUGGGCACUGAGACCACAGAAUAAUCGGGAAGGAGGAGGGAAGGGGCUCUGAUUGUCCAUGCCAGCCUUUGGCAGCACUGCAGGGCUGGUGGCAGCUGGGCUGGGCUGGCCUGGAGGGUGCAGCCAUCCCAUACUCGGGAAGCCAGGCUGGAGCCAUGAUAAUGGUGCCUUGAGUUUUAGCUUUCAUAUUUUUUUGAUUCUGUGCUGCUUUGGUGCGUAGUUCUGAGCUUCAUGUUAAGUGUUAGCAAGUUCUCUUCACAGGGUAGGUAGACAAAACAAUCUUUUUCUAGCUUGAGACCGAGGAUACAAAGGCCCGGCCCAAAAAGUAAAAACAACGGUGAAUUGAACAGAGAGAAACAAAGCGGAUGGAACUUCAUAACCUAAAGCUGUAAUUGGACAAUUAACUCCAAUAUGCAAAUAGACCAAAACUUAUAAGUGAGAGACUUCGUGAGCGCUCCUCCAUUUUGUGCCUACUUUGGGUCCAUCUUGGGCGUAGCCCUGGCCAGGCUCUUGUGCUGCCCAAGAUGUAGCCAUUAAGGCGUUUUACUAAAUACCUGCUUUAUUUGUUAACUCUGUCUAGCCCCUGUUACAGGUCAACCUCCAUAAGGCCUCAGUUCUGGCACCCCAGAUGGGACAGAACCCACAAUCCCUGGCUUAGGAAGGCAAUGCCUUAUGCAUUAGUGGUGAUAACUGCUCAAAAAGUUUGUAAAAAGGAAAAUGUUCAGGAAGCGAUAUCAGGAGUGAGGGCACCUGGAAGAGCAGCGGGAGCUGGGGGUGUGAUGGCGAUCUCUGAGAUCUGGCGUGCAAGAUUUUAUGUGGAGUACAAGUGGGGGACUGUCACGUCUCCCUUCUCCUGCUCUUCUGUCUGUGAACCCCAUCCUGGUGUCACAGGGAUGUGCACUGCCUUAUUUCCCCAGCCGCUCACCAAACGCCUCAUAAAUGGCUUUUGUUCUCAUUUGAUGAGAAAUUAUGUGGGAAGGGCUCUUUGAGGAGAAAUAUAUGAGGAGGGCUCUUUGUCUUAGUGAGGCGGUGUUAUCUGCUGAGUUUGUGCCUUUUUUCUUUCAUGUUCCCCCUUUUCCCCUCACGCCCAAGCUAAAGGGAGACGGCCGGAAACAUGGCGGCAAAGGGGCGCCGCUGUGAGGCGGGAACUACAUUCCCCAGCAUGCAACGCAGGGAGCGGUAACGCGGCGCGCCUGCUAGGGACUCUGGGAAAUGUAGUCCUUCCCCCACUCUGGCGCGCAUUCCCCCCACUCCGGUUCCCUUGCGUUUCUAUUGGUCCAGAGCGACGCC